Molecule: messenger RNA, 957 nt
Organism: Prorocentrum cordatum
Lineage: Eukaryota; Dinophyceae; Prorocentrales; Prorocentraceae
Source: the annotation of a GenBank genome assembly
AUGCUUCAGACGCUGCCCGGACGGUUGUCGUGGUGCUCGUGCAGGGGACGAAAGGGUGCGACGAGUUCCCCUCGUGGCUCCAGUGGUACAUCUCGGACGGGCACUUCGUCGAUGCCCCUGCUUGGCCUGGACGUCGUCGUGCUGGACGGCACCGCCAAGGAGUGCGUGACGUCCGUGAACGAGCAACACCCGGGCUUUCUACGCUGGGUGCAGGACAUGUCCAUCCCUGAGUACCAGGUGCGCAUGGGCAGGGAGCCGGCCGGGCGGGGGCUCGGGCCCGCCGGACGCGGGGAGCUCGGUCGUGCGCCGAGAAGUCCUGCGCGGGGGCGUCGGCUGUGGCCGCAGAAUCUGUACCAGUACACCACUCCUGGGUCUCUCCUCUUGGUCCAGGAGAUGCUCGACAGGUGGGAUCGGGAGAGCUGGCUGGAUCCCACGACGCACCAGAUGGCCCACAAGUGGCUGACGAAGGCGAUAAGCCACACCCACGAGCUCGCAGACAUGACUGUGCUGAACGUGUGGCUGAUCCAGCAGAACUGCAGCAAAAGGCCCGUUGGUGACAAGAGAACGAAAGCGUCCCUCUGGUCGUGCGGCAAGGUGACCCUGGCGACCUUCAGCCGAGGGUACCAGAGGGGCGGCGGGAAGCCUUGCCAGGGCUCCCGCACGCCACUCUCGACGGCCUGCCGCGAGACGGGCCUCGUCAUCUCGCACUCCCACAGCCCGCUGGUGGACACCUUCCGGCGGGAGGCACCGGCCUUCCCCGCGCCGCCCACGGGCGCCAGGCCGGCCCCGUUGUACCCUGGCUCGCGCCCUCCCAGCCAGGCGGGGGCCCUGGCGGAGGCGCCCCCCGUGUCGGGCCGGGCAGGCGCGCCUGCCCAGGCCAGCUGGGCCGUGGCGGGCCCACCGGCCGCGGAGACGCCUCGCGCGCCCCGGACAUUGGGCGCCUCGAUUCUCGACCCA